GGUAGUAUAUUGCCACCAUACAGCAGUGGAACUACGGCGACCCUUACUUGUAACAUUGGUAGUACUCCGAUCGGUGUCACCGUAUCCACUUGCACAAACGGCGUAUGGAAUCCACCGAUCUUAGGUCAAUGUCCUUUGAAUGUUCAAAAUGAAACGAUUCACGGGCAUAGUGAAGCAGCAGCAACUACGACAACAUCAAUUAUUCUUGAUUGUCCUUCGCCUCCACCUAUUGCGAAUGGAAAGGUAUAA
Gongylonema pulchrum is the source of this 249-nucleotide messenger RNA. NCBI's taxonomy places the organism in Eukaryota, Metazoa, Nematoda, Chromadorea, Rhabditida, Gongylonematidae. The record is from the annotation of a GenBank genome assembly.